GGAGAGACAACAUGACCAAAGUCUGAGAUAACACAGGGAAGAAAGGAAAUAAAUAAGCCCCGUUUCACAGCCAAAUAACGUGCAUGUGACUUAUGCACAUUUUCUGUUUUUUCAUCUUUUCUUUUUUCCACCAAACAUGCUUAAACAAAUGUUAAUAGGCUACGACUCGAGCCAAUUUUCUUUAACGGAAUAUAAAGCAAUAACUUCCGGGUAAGUUGUUGCACUGCUGUCUUGUGAAGAAUCAAAGCGAGUUGUUGUUGUUGUGGUAACAUUUAACUGUCUACGGACACAUUAGGCUAAACCUAAAACAGCUGCGUUUGCUAAUUAGCUUAGCUAGUCGCCUUUUAGCUACACCUUUUCAAUGGAAUUACAUUGCUAGGCAACAGCCUGGCCCCGUGUUAACUUCCUGUCAGAUGGGUUUUAAAAUAUUUACAUAUGUGAAAUAAAAAUUGUCGGCUGUUUUCUAUCUGUAUAGAGUAGGCUAAUGUAGGUCUGUCAUGCUACAGUAUUACUCUACCUUCAUACCUGUAUCAAGUAGUAUGAAGUGGUGAAUGUAGUUUAUUGUAUUGUAAUAUAUUUUAAAAUGUGAUAUACGUUAUAAUAUUUAGUGCAUAUGUUAAUGGCAUUGAAAAUAUAUUCCCAACAAGAGAAUUCAAAGGAAAAAAUUGCGAAAAACUUUAGAUAAGAAACACUUAAAUCCUGUCAGAGUUGUAAAUCCUUAAAAAUAAAAAAGAAAUGUAUUCAGAAGUCACUAAAUCUGUACACACGUAGUCUUCUUCUUAUGAUGUGCAUCCUGAUACGCUGAAUAUGGAUUUGACUCUCUCCUUCUUUCUGUUGAUGAAUUUGGAGAUAAUGAAAAUAGAAAUCAAUAAAUGGAUGAGGAGGAGUCAUCAGCAGCUGCGUUUUAAUCCAUGAAACCGAUGCGGACCCGCUGUAAUCUGGAUGGAUGGGUGUGAGACGAGGGAUGACAUCUGUCCUGCUGUUUUUGUGCUUCGUCGAUGGAUUCGCGUGUUAGCACUGCCCUGCGGGGCAGCAGUGGCAGCAACUACACAGCUGACACCCCGGGUCCAGGCUUCACCGACCACCUGGGUACUACCUCACCUGGGGUACCAAGGGUUGUUUCCAUAGUGACCAGCAUAGUGACCGCCACCACAGAGGCCACAUUGGUAAACACAGGAAACUUAUCGACGUUCAGAGACCACAGAGGGAGUGAGCUCGGUCCAAUCCAUCCGGCGUCGACCCCGUCGGUGCUGAGCGCCGCUGAGAGUAAGUCCGUCCUGCAGGGCAUCACCGUGGCAACUCAGGCCCUGGUACUCCUCGCCAUCUUCCUCCUCUCCAGCUUCGGUAACUCGGCGGUCGUCGUCGUCAUCAUCAAACACAGACAGCUGCGGACGGUGACCAACGCUUUCAUCAUGUCGCUGUCGCUGUCGGACUUCCUCACGGCUGUGCUGUGUCUGCCGAUCUCCUUCGUCAUGCUGUUCAGCAAGGAUGGUACCUGGAUGUUCGGGGAUCGUUUCUGCGUGGCCAACGGCUUUUUCAACACCUGCUUUGGUAUCAUCUCCACCCUGACUAUGACUUUGAUCUCCUUCGACCGGUACUUUGCCAUUGUCAGACAGCCGCAGGCCAAAAUAGGGCGCCAGAAAGCAACUCGGUUGCUGAUUGCCGUGUGGUUGAUUGCAGUCAUUUUCUCGUUGCCUUGGUAUCUCUUAAUCCGACCGCCUACAGCCAUCCAUAAGCAAGGUUUCUACCACUGUAUGUACGUGUUCCACUCCGGGACUUCUCGCAUGGGCACGGCUUACAGCAUCUGCCUUAUCGUCGUUUGUUAUUUACUGCCCUUCGCCCUCAUGUGUUUUUGCCACUACAACAUCUGUAAGACAGUUCGUCUCUCUGAAAUCCGAGUCCGACCUGUGACCACGUACGCAUACUUACUGCGUUUCUACAGUGAAAUGCGAACGGCCACCACAGUUCUGAUUAUGAUUGUUUUCAUUAUUUUUUGUUGGGGGCCAUAUUGUUUAAUGGGGUUAGUUACAGCGUUGGGGGACUACACGUUCAACCCGGCAAUGGACACAGUGGCCAUCUGGCUAGCCUGGGCAAACGGAGCCAUCAACCCUCUGAUCUACGCCCUGAGGAACCCCAAUAUAUCCAUGUUACUGGGGCGCAGCAGAGAGGAGGGCUAUCGGACGAGAAAUAUCGCUGCGUACCUCUCCAGCCAAACCCAUAACCGCGAGGCCAGGCUUAACCAAGCAGAGAGGAUCAGGGACCGCUACGUGAGUCGCGUAGGGGUGAGCAAUAACAGCCGGCUGUCAAAUUCAAGUCCUGGAAAAGGAGGAGGAGGAGGAGGAGGAGGGGGAGGAGAGGUGUCAAUGUGGGCCUGUAAAAACCCUGCCGUGUUCUUCUGCAGGGACGCCCAGCCGGACACCGCAACACUUCCCAACUCCGUCAGUGCGCCAAAGACGAAGACCGCGGACACCAGCCUGUGACGUUCUGGAAGAGCCGUUAAACAUCUGAUCGUUUUCAUCUAAUAUGUUGUUGUGGAUCUAGAGACUGAAGACACAUAAAUACCUGAUAGUAUAUAUGUGUCUUUCAGAUCACCCUCUAAAAUGUUAAUGAUUCAAACCAACACUUGAUCAUUUUUUGUCAGGAAUCAAAAAGGACUAUUUACAUGAGGGAGGACAACAAGUUACAACGGUGAAAACUUAAUUUAAGCAUUUGUUGUACAUGAGAUGGGGUCGAAGAAAUUCCUUCCUAAUUUUGGAGGACUCCAUUAAGUCCUCUCAAGGAUCCACGGGAGUGCCUGACAGACCCCUGAAAACUCCUCAAUGAUUAAUCAUGGAAGGGGAUGCAAAACAUUUCUGUAUAAAACCAUGAUGAGUUUGCGCUUGUGUUAAAAAAAAAAAAAGGGCUUCAUGUCAUAUCACAUGUAAAUGCAGCACAUGGAUAUGGAAAACGAAAAAAUGAAGGAUUGCACAUUCCCUUAAUCCUAUAAUCCUAAACCAUAACAUGCUUAGAUCAACUCUGUCUCCGUCUAACUUUCCUCAAACAGAAGCAAUGACCUGGUCACACCAGAAAGUGGCACAGUGAGAUAUAUCCACACAUCCUGGAAAAUAUGAUGCGUUAAGCUUGGUGACUAGUGUAGCUGGUGAGCUAACCACUAACACCACACAGUCACCUAAAGCGCCGCUUCAGCAAGCCGGUUUGUAGAGUUGAAGCCAGGGUUGGUGAUGUUGAAAAGUUAGCCAGAUUUGAAAGUAUCUCCUC
Molecule: messenger RNA, 3258 nt
Organism: Etheostoma cragini (Arkansas darter)
Lineage: Eukaryota; Metazoa; Chordata; Actinopteri; Perciformes; Percidae
Product: G-protein coupled receptor 135
Exons: 2
Coding region: 999-2480 (493 amino acids)
Biological process (GO): G protein-coupled receptor signaling pathway
Cellular component (GO): membrane
Molecular function (GO): G protein-coupled receptor activity
Source: RefSeq, a predicted model, not a curated record